CCACGAGCGCGCCUACGCCGCCUUGCAGCACUGGACCAUCCGCGGGCCCGAGGCCAGCCUGGCCCAGCUCAUCAGCGCCCUCCGCCAACACCGCCGCAACGACGUGGUGGAGAAGAUCCGAGGCCUGAUGGAGGACACCACGCCGGUGCAAAUGCAGCCUCAGUGGCAAGCGCAGGACCCCUGCAACAACGACGGAAAGCUGGAAGCUGACAGACUGGCGCUGCCGGUGAGUCCCAGCCCGCUCAGCCCCGCACCCAGCCCCAGCCCCAAGCCCCCCGAGGCGGCCGUCCUCACUGUGGAGCCCUCUCCUUCAGAGAAGAAAUGCUUCUUCGUCGACGAAGCGGAGCCCCUCCUGCGGUGUGACUCGACCUCCAGCGGCUCCUCCGCACUCAGCCGGACCGGCUCUUUUAUUACCAAAAAAAAGAAGGACACCGUCCUGCGCCAGGUGCGCUUGGACCCUUGCGACCUGCAGCCCAUCUUUGACGAUAUGCUGCACAUCCUCAACCCUGAGGAGCUCCACGUGAUAGAGGAGAUCCCGCAGGCUGAAGACAAGCUGGACAGGCUAUUUGAGAUCGCCGGAGUCAAGAGCCAGGAAGCCAGCCAGACCCUCCUGGACUCUGUCUAUAGCCACCUUCCCGACUUACUGUAGGCACUGGUCACCACGCACUCUCCGAAUAUUUGCUAGAGCUAGCUUGGCACUCGUUAAGAUGACUGACAAUACGCAAGCAGGUUUUGUUGUAGAAUAUAUGGCCAGUAUUUUCGUUGAGGUGUCCUUGGUUUCUGGAGGGGGGCAAUUUGCCAGCACUGCACCCCUCCACCUUAACUCUAUCGCUCAGUCCAAGUCUGCACCCUCUGCCCCCUUCCCAAGAAUCUCUUUUCCUUGUUCUCAUUCCAAUCAGAUCAGUCAAUGCACUUUA
Messenger RNA from Pelecanus crispus (Dalmatian pelican), 917 nucleotides. The record is from RefSeq and is a predicted model, not a curated record. Lineage: Eukaryota; Metazoa; Chordata; Aves; Pelecaniformes; Pelecanidae.